UCUCGCCAGUUCCACGCAAUGGAUACCCUGCAGCGUAACGGCUACGACCUGGCCAAGGCGAUGUCCACUUUGGUGCCCCAGGGUGGGCCCGUGCUAUGCCGGGACGAGAUGGAGGAGUGGUCGGCCUCGGAAGCCAUGCUGUUUGAGGAGGCCCUGGAGAAAUACGGCAAGGACUUCAACGACAUUCGGCAGGACUUUCUCCCUUGGAAGUCCCUGGCCAGCAUCGUCCAGUUCUACUACAUGUGGAAAACCACAGACCGAUACAUCCAGCAGAAAAGGUUAAAAGCGGCGGAAGCCGACAGCAAAUUGAAGCAAGUGUACAUCCCAACCUAUACGAAACCGAAUCCGAACCAAAUCAUCUCAGUGGGCUCCAAGCCCGGAAUGAACGGCGCCGGCUUCCAGAAAGGUCUCACCUGCGAGAGUUGCCACACCACCCAGUCUGCCCAGUGGUACGCCUGGGGCCCCCCUAAUAUGCAGUGCCGGCUCUGCGCCUCGUGCUGGAUCUACUGGAAGAAAUACGGGGGCCUGAAGACGCCGACGCAGCUCGAGGGAGCUGCCCGUAGCAUCACAGAGCCCCACUCUCGGGGCCACACGUCUCGGCCAGAAGCCCAGAGCCUUUCGCCGUACACCACCAGCGCCAACCGGGCCAAGUUGCUGGCGAAAAACCGCCAGACUUUCCUUCUGCAGACCACCAAACUGACCCGCAUCGCCCGGCGCAUGUGCCGGGAUAUCUUGCAGCCGCGGCGGGCCGCCCGGCGCCCUUACGCGCCCAUCAACUCCAACGCCAUCAAGGCUGAGUGUUCGAUCCGGCUUCCCAAGGCGGCCAAGACGCCCCUGAAGAUCCACCCUUCGGCCCGUCUUCCUCUGGCGACCAUUAUCAAGGAGCUGGCCGCUCAGGCACCCCUGAAACCCCGAACUCCUCGGGGCAGCAAGACGCCCAUCAACAGGAAUCAGCUGACCCAGAACCGAGGUUUGGCUGGCAUCGUGGGCAAGCGGACUUUCGAGAACGUGGCAGGGGGCGGGCUCCCCUUCUCGGCCAAUGGGCGGCCCCUAACGUCUGGCAUGAGGUCAAGCAGUCAGCCUGCCCUGAAACGUCAGAAGCUGAACCCGGCCGACGCCCCCAACCCCGUCGUUUUUGUGGCGACCAAGGACACCAGGUAUGCA
Notechis scutatus (mainland tiger snake) is the source of this 1164-nucleotide messenger RNA. The record is from RefSeq and is a predicted model, not a curated record. NCBI's taxonomy places the organism in Eukaryota, Metazoa, Chordata, Lepidosauria, Squamata, Elapidae.